This is a messenger RNA of Lolium rigidum, 2122 nucleotides long. Its product is annotated as hexose carrier protein HEX6-like. NCBI's taxonomy places the organism in Eukaryota, Viridiplantae, Streptophyta, Magnoliopsida, Poales, Poaceae. Gene Ontology annotation, molecular function: monosaccharide transmembrane transporter activity. Gene Ontology annotation, biological process: monosaccharide transmembrane transport. The coding region runs from base 346 to 1917 and encodes 523 amino acids. The transcript is spliced from 3 exons. Gene Ontology annotation, cellular component: membrane. The record is from RefSeq and is a predicted model, not a curated record.
AUGUCUCGGAAUCCAAAGAAGAAACCCGUCGGCCAGAAGCAUCAAACUGGCGGGAGAGUGUGAGCCAGUGGGCUCCUCCUCUUCUCUUCUUCUGCUGCUAGGCGUCGCCUUUGCCAUUGCUCACCAGAUCGAACACAAGAAGAUAUAGGAGACAACAGCACUGCCUCUCGAUCCUACUCCAAUAAAUAGUAGCUAGGCAGACCAUCCCAAGGACCAAGGUAGCUAGGGAAGGGAAGGAGAGGACUCUCUCCGCGCGCGUUCGUUCCCCACAUAGCAGCUACCCAUACCAUACCGGCAGGAACCCAUCUCCCUCGCAGUCCCCUCGAGCCAGCGAGUCCAGAAUCAAUGGCGAUAGGCGCCUUCGUGGACGGCCCGGCGGGCGGCGCGGGCUACAACGGCCGCGUCACCUCCUUCGUCGUGCUCUCCUGCAUCGUCGCCGGCAGCGGCGGCAUCCUCUUCGGCUACGACCUUGGCAUCUCAGGCGGGGUGACGUCCAUGGAGUCCUUCCUCAAGAAAUUCUUCCCGGACGUCUACCACCAAAUGAAGGGGGACAGCCACGUUUCCAACUACUGCCGUUUUGACAGCGAGCUGCUCACCGUCUUCACCUCCUCCCUCUACAUCGCCGGUCUCGUCGCCACCCUCUUCGCCUCCUCCGUCACCACCAAGUACGGCCGCCGCGCAUCCAUUCUCAUAGGAGGCUCCGUCUUCAUCGCCGGGUCCGUUUUCGGGGGCGCUGCCGUCAACGUCUACAUGCUACUCAUCAACCGGAUCCUCCUCGGCAUAGGCCUCGGAUUCACCAACCAGUCAAUUCCACUGUACCUGUCAGAAAUGGCACCACCGCAGUAUCGUGGUGCCAUCAACAACGGCUUCGAGCUGUGUAUCAGCAUCGGCAUCCUCAUUGCGAACCUCAUCAACUACGGAGUGGCGAAAAUUGAAGGAGGAUGGGGGUGGAGGAUAUCACUGUCCAUGGCCGCUGUCCCUGCCGCAUUCCUAACCAUUGGCGCAAUCUUCCUUCCUGAGACCCCCAGCUUCCUGAUCCAGCGUGAUGGCAAUGUCGACCAGGCGAAGAUGAUGCUCCAGAGGCUGCGUGGCACGACCGGAGUCCAGAAAGAGCUGGAUGAUCUGGUCACCGCUAGCAACAUCUCGCGGACAAUCAAGAACCCGUACCGGAACAUCCUGAAGAAGAAGUACAGGCCACAGCUUGUGAUAGCACUCCUCAUUCCUUUCUUCAACCAGGUCACCGGGAUCAACGUGAUCAACUUCUACGCACCUGUCAUGUUCCGCACAAUCGGGCUCAAGGAGAGUGCAUCCCUCAUGUCAGCCGUCGUGACGCGCCUCUGCGCGACGGCCGCCAACAUCGUGGCAAUGAUCGUCGUGGACCGGUUCGGGCGCAGAAAGCUGCUGCUGGUCGGCGGCGUGCAGAUGAUCCUGUCGCAGUUCACGGUGGGCGCCGUCCUGGCAGUGAAGUUCAAGGACCACGGGGUCAUGGAGAAGGAGUACGCAUACCUGGUGCUGGUCAUCAUGUGCGUGUUCGUGGCGGGGUUCGCGUGGUCUUGGGGGCCGCUGACGUACCUUGUCCCGACGGAGAUCUGCCCGCUGGAGAUCAGGUCGGCCGGCCAGAGCGUGGUGAUCGCAGUCAUCUUCCUGGUCACGUUUCUGAUCGGGCAGACGUUCCUGGCCAUGCUGUGCCACCUCAAGUUCGGCACCUUCUUCCUCUUCGGAGGGUGGGUGUGCGUGAUGACCAUGUUCGUCUUCUUCUUCCUGCCGGAGACGAAGCAGCUCCCCAUGGAGCAGAUGGAGCAGGUCUGGAGGAGGCACUGGUUCUGGAAGAGGAUUGUUGGGGAGGAGGAGGAGGAACAAGAGACGCAAACUGCACCAGGAGCCAUUGCCUUGUCCACCACACCACAUAAUAACUAGUGACAUGCAUCUUCUUGGGGGUUAAAACAACCUGUAACACAAAAUGCUGCUGAUCACUAUAUCUGCAUGUACAAGGUGGGAAGGUGCUCAUAUAGAUAUAUGCUGUAUGUAUCCUAACUGGCUCAGUAGUCGAAUCAAAUGCAACUGUCAGUAUGUAACCUAUGAUUAAGUUGACAUUUCUAAUGGCUAAAGGCAGUUUUGCGUA